Molecule: messenger RNA, 2302 nt
Organism: Medicago truncatula (barrel medic)
Lineage: Eukaryota; Viridiplantae; Streptophyta; Magnoliopsida; Fabales; Fabaceae
Product: rab GTPase-activating protein 22
Exons: 5
Coding region: 219-1994 (591 amino acids)
Biological process (GO): activation of GTPase activity
Molecular function (GO): GTPase activator activity
Source: RefSeq, a predicted model, not a curated record
AAUUAACUAAAAUGCUUAUCUUCUUCUUCUUCUAUGCGUAAUCAAUCAAUCAUCUAGAACGUGGAACUUUCUUCCUUCUUCUAUUUCCAUUUCACCCUCUUUUUGCAGAAAAGACAUAGAAAUAACUCGGAAUGUGAAUGAAGAAGAAUGAUGCGAGAGAAAUGAUACAAAAGGGCAUUAACGUAAUUCCAAAUUUCUGAUCCAUGAAAUGAGAUGAGAUGAACACAUCCUCCUCCCACUUCAACACCGACACAACUGCCAUUCUCUCUGUUGCCGCCGGUGCCAAAACCGGCCGCAAGGGUAGAUUCUCUCUCAUGGCCGCAACGCCACCAAACUCUACUCCGGCGGUCGUCUUCACCGCCCUCGCCGGUGUCGCUAUCGUCGCUGUCAUUUUCUACAGUAGGAAAAGAAAACACCCCCUUUCACCUCAGCAAUGGAAAAGCUUGUUUACAGAAGAUGGUAGACUCCGUGAUGGUGGAACUAAGUUCCUGAAAAGAGUGCGCAAUGGAGGUGUUCAUCCUAGAAUAAGGGCUGAAGUUUGGCCAUUCCUACUUGGAGUGUAUGACUUUAACAGCACCAAAGAUGAAAGAGAUGCUGUAAAAACUCAAAAUAGAAAGCAAUAUGAAGAACUCCGUAGACAAUGCACGAAACUCAUCAAGCAAAGCAAUGAAAACAGUAAGUUAAAUGAAAUUGGUGAAAUCAGCUAUGAAGGAGGUGAUGGAAGUCUUGCUCAAGAUUCUCGUUCUUCUAGUUCUUCUUCUAGUUCUGAUGAUGCAGCCAGUGCCAGGGAAACUCUGUCUAGUCAGGACAAAACUCCAGAAGCUGAAUAUUCGUUGGAAGGAGACGAUUAUGUUAAUGUCAACAAUGCUGAUGCAUCUAUGCCGGAUGCGGAUUCUUCCGAAGCUCCUGAAGUAAUUCAAACAGUUCAUCUUGAUGAUGUUCAGGAAGAUGACAAACCCAUGAAAACUACCGAGGAUUCCGCCAAAGGUCCUGAAGUAAUUCAAACAGCUCCUUAUGGUGAUGUUCAGGAAGAUAAUAACUCCUUGAGAACUACCAAGGAUUCCGUUGAAGGUCCUGAAGUAAUUCAAACAGCUCCUCCUGGUGAUGAUCAGAAGGAUAACAAUCCUGUGAAAACUACCAAGGAAGUCUCAUCUCCCUUACAAGAAAAGGUUCCACCAAAGCUACCAACUAAUGAAGACUUCUCCACCUGGCAACGGAUUAUCCGACUCGAUGCAUUACGUGCCAAUGCAGAAUGGAUGGCACACUACCCCUCUCAAGCUUCCGUAUCAGACAGUAUAGCACGUCAGACUGCUGAGGCUGUUGGCUUGGAGGAUUAUGAUCACCUAGAGGCUGGCAGAAUCUAUCAUGCUGCCCGACUAGUUGCUAUUCUUGAAGCAUAUGCACUAUAUGACUCUGAAAUUGGCUACUGCCAGGGUAUGAGUGACCUGCUAUCUCCUAUAGUUAGUAUUAUAUCUGAGGAUCACGAGGCUUUUUGGUGUUUUGUUGGAUUCAUGAAGAAGGCACGGCAAAAUUUUAGGCUUGAUGAGGUGGGUAUAAGGAGGCAACUAGAGUUAGUUGCAAAAAUCAUCAAGUAUAAGGAUGGCCAUCUAUUUAAGCAUUUGGAGAAGCUUCAGGCUGAAGAUUGCUUUUUUGUUUAUAGGAUGGUGGUGGUAUUGUUUCGGAGGGAACUGACAUUUGAACAGACAAUUUGCCUUUGGGAAGUAAUGUGGGCAGAUCAAGCUGCAAUAAGGGCAGGUAUUGGGCAUUCUGCAUGGAACAAAGUUCGAAAGCGUGCACCACCAACAGAUGAUCUGUUGCUUUACGCAAUAGCAGCUUCGGUAUUGCAGAGGAGGAAAUUGAUCAUUGAAAAGUAUAGCAGCAUGGAUGAGAUCAUUAGGGAAUGCAAUAGCAUGUCAGGACAUCUUGAUGUUUUGAAAUUGCUAGAUGACGCACAUAACUUAGUGGUCACCCUUCAUGACAAAAUAGAGACAUGAUUCUGAUCAAUGCAAUCAACAAAUCUAGUUUAUAAUUUUUAGUGUACAAAAUUUCCAUAUUUCAGACUAGCAGAUUCUCCUCUGCAUUUAAAAUAAGCACCGGAGUUGCGCUGCCUGGCUUAUUGCUUAUUACUCCCAAAUAGAGAAACUUCCUAUUUAUUUUCUUUUUUUGAAUUUUGAUUUCAGACACCAAUCUGAUGACUCUUUGGAGCACCUUUGCGAAGAGGGGGCGGUGCCAUGUAACUGUUAGAAAAUGUUGAGUUAUUAUCUACAAUACAAUUAGGGAUGUUUUUUCUUUCUUUCUCAUA